Messenger RNA from Cololabis saira (Pacific saury), 3246 nucleotides. Its product is annotated as multiple C2 and transmembrane domain-containing protein 2-like. Gene Ontology annotation, biological process: regulation of neurotransmitter secretion. Gene Ontology annotation, cellular component: synaptic vesicle membrane. The record is from RefSeq and is a predicted model, not a curated record. NCBI's taxonomy places the organism in Eukaryota, Metazoa, Chordata, Actinopteri, Beloniformes, Belonidae. Gene Ontology annotation, molecular function: calcium ion binding.
GGAGGAAGAGGAGGGGGAAGUCUCUGCUGUCACUCACGCCGCUGCCGCUGCUGCUGUUGCGCUUUUACCGGCCAUGAGGUGAAGAACGGACUCUCUCAGGAGGAUUCGGCCGCUUUAUUCAGCUGCAGUGAUGUCCAGGUCGUAGACUGGUCCCUCCUCUCUGAUGUCCAGGUCAUAGACCGGUCCCUCCGCUCCACCAUGGACUCCAAGAAGUCGGGGGUGCUUCAUCACCUCCGGCAGAAGCUGCCUCACUUCGGGGGCCGGAGCCGAGCCGUGGCCCGGCUGGCCCAGAGCAUGGACCAGCGCAUGAGCUCGUCCGUCCCGGACAUGAGGAACAUGAAGCAGGAGUUCAGCCCGCUCUCCUCCCCCUCCUCGCACCUCCACCCCUUCAACAAGUCCAGCCACAGCAACCCGUCCACCCCGCCCCUGCGGCCGGCCCGGCCGGCGGGCCGCGCCCGCUCCAGGGCCGGCGGGAGGGGCCCGGAGGGGGGCGGGGCCCCUCAGGGCCAGCACAGGCUGAGCAUGCCCUCAGACUGGGACUCGUCUCAGGACUCGUUCAGCAGCAGCGUCUGUGACGGCGACAGGAGCUUCCAGGAGCCGCUGCAUCCAGACGCCCAGGGGAUGGAGGCCGAGGAGCUGGCACUGCCGGAGAUGAUGACGGUGUACUGCCCGGACAACCCCGCCGGGGACGUCUCGCCCGUCAGCUCGCAGGGCGAGCCGGCCGGGGAGGCGGUGAAUGUGACGGAGAACAUCCAAGAUCCUGCCCGGUCCUUCCUGCUCACCAUCAACCUGAAGGAGGGACGUAACCUGGUCAUCAGGGACCGCUGCGGUACCAGUGACCCGUAUGUGAAACUGAAACUGGACGGAAAAACCUUCUACAAAAGUAAAGUGGUUUAUAAAAACCUCAACCCUGCGUGGAACGAGAGUUUUUCGCUGCCGCUGAAGGAUCUGAACCAGAAAAUCUACAUCAAGGUUUACGACCGGGACCUGACGACUGAUGAUUUCAUGGGCUCUGCCUCCGUCCUGCUGACCGACCUGGAGAUCGACAAGGUGAGCGAGCUGUCGCUGCCGCUGGACGAUCCCAACAGCCUGGAGGAGGACAUGGGCUACGUGCUGCUGGACAUGACGCUGUCGCUGCGCAACGGAGACGGCAAGAAAGGCAACAAGUGGCCACAAAAACGAAAACGAAGCAGUAGGCUGGGGGGGGCCCCUCAGAUCGGCCGUCUGUCCGAGGCGCUGGAGAAGAGUCAGCUGUGGACGUCGGUGGUGGCCGUGGUUCUGGUCGGGGGUCACGACCUGCCGGUGGAGGCCCAGACCGGCCAGCUCUUCGUCCGCUUCAGGCUGGGAGAGCAGCAGUACAAGAGCAAGUCUCCGGGUUUCGAGUGCCACGAAGCUGCGGCGAUCACUUGGAUGUGUGAGGUGGACCUGUCCGGCGUCCCCUUCAACCAGAGGAAGCUCUUCAAGUGUCUGCUGGAUCACUGCAGGGGACACCUGAUCUUCCUGGUCACACUGGACACCUGCAGCGGCGUCUCCAUCUCCGACCUGUCGGCGGCGCCGCUGGACGAGGCCCGGGAACGGCAGGACCAGCUGGAAAACUAUAGUCUGAAACGGUCCCUGAAGAACCUGCGCGACGUCGGUUUCCUCCAGGUCAAAGUUCUCAAGGCCGCAGAUCUGAUGGCGGCUGAUUUAAACGGGAAGAGCGAUCCCUUCUGCGUGUUGGAGCUGGGAAACGACCGUCUGCGGACGCACACCAUCUAUAAGAGCCUGCACCCCGAGUGGAAUAAAGUCUUCACGCUGCCCGUCAAAGACAUCCACGACAUCCUGGUGGUCACCAUCUUCGACGACGACGGAGACAAGGCUCCGGACUUUCUAGGGAAAGUUGCCAUCCCCCUGCUCUCGAUCCGCAGGGGACAGCAGAUGUUCCCGCUGAAGAAGGAGGACCUGGGUCGGCUGUCGAAGGGGAGCAUCACUCUGGAGCUGGAGGUUAUUUUUAACCCUGUCAGGGCCAGCGUCAGGACCUUCCAGCCACCGGAGCGGCUCUUCGUGGAGGACAACCCCAAGUUCUCCAAGAAGGCUCUGGCGAGGAACGUGCUGCGCGUUCAGAACCUUUACAGAGCCAUCAUGUCGACUCUGCAGUACGUCAAGAGCUGCUUUCAGUGGGAGAGCGUUCAGAGGAGCCUGCUGGCCUUCCUGGUGUUCAUCCUGACCGUCUGGUACUGGGAGUUCUACAUGCUUCCCUUGGUCCUGGUUCUGCUGCUGGUCUGGAACUACCUGCAGAUCAGCUCGGGACGGGUCAGUCAGGACGAGGACAGCAUGGAUCUGGUGGAUGAAGACGAGGAUGAUGAGAAGGAGUCGGAGAGGAGAGGCCUCAUCGAGAAGUUCCACAUGAUCCAGGACACCAUCAUCACCCUGCAGAACCUGCUGGACGAGAUCGCCUGCUUCGGGGAGCGCAUUAAAAACACGUUCAACUGGUCGGUGCCGUUCCUGUCGGCUCUGGCGCUGCUGGUGCUCGUCACGGCCACGGCCCUCACCUACUACGUCCCCGUCCGCUACAUCGUCCUGGCCUGGGGUAUCAAUAAAUUCACCAAGAAGUUACGGAACCCGUACAGCAUCGACAACAAUGAGGUGCUUGAUUUCCUGUCGCGGGUGCCGUCAGAUGUGCAGAAGGUCCGCUACGGCGAGCUGAGGGGCAGGAAGAAGAAGGUGUCGUAGGCGUUGCCGCGGCGACGCGGAGGCAGGACGCUCCGCUGCUGGACCUGAUGCUGCCGUGUGUCGGCGUCAAACCCCAAACCUCCCGCCGGAGGAAGAGACUCUUUUCUCGUUGGUCAGGAGGCUGAAAACGCACCGUAUCAGCCCCCCCCCCCCCCGACCAAAGAAGUCCUUACUGAGAUUAUAUCAUAUUACAGUCACCUAUUUUAAAAUAGAUUGUAUUUUUCUAUGUGCCGUUCACAUAGAACGGUUUUUAGUGACAAGCUGCUGUAUUUUGUACUUUAUCUUUACUCUUCAAAGUGAGACUUUUAUAUGAAACUGUAACCUGCCAUCUUAAAGAAUGUAGUGGUUGAUAAUGUUUCUCAUCAGCUGUUUUACAGCCUGAGGUUCAGGAUAUUACGGAUGAUUUCAGGAUGAUUUAGUUGUUUUUACAUUUGGCUUUUACAUCUUGCAGUUGGCUGCAGAUACAGGACUGUCUCAGAAAAUUAGAAUAUUGUGAUAAAGUCCUUUAUUUUCUGUAAUGCAAAAAUGUCAUAC